CUACUCCAUCCACCUUUCCCUCCCCAACCCCUCUCGUCCUCUCGUUGCACGAUCACCGCCGAACCACCAGCCGGGAUACCGCUCUCCACCCCGAGCCGUCUCGAAGGGCUCGAGACGGUCCGCUGAUGGGGGCAGGAAAGGCGCGACAGGCGCGGGAAAUGGGACAUUGGAUGGGGAUAUGCAGGGGCUUCUAGAUGUGGACAACGACGAUGGCUGGGAGGAAGCUGAGCUGAGCUGAGCUGAGCUUGGAGGAUGGGAGAUAGGGAAUGGAAUGGAGGGGGACAGACGCGCACACGACGCGCGGAUACGAGGACACCACCACUACCACCAUCAAGACGACAAGCAGCAUCUGGAUCGCACACCCACAGUGCGACCAAGCUCCCUGCGCGUCAUGUCGGCGCUCCCAUCUCUGGUCGGUCCUGCAGCGACCAGCCAGGAGGUUACCCACCCCUUUCAGGGCAUUAGCAUCACAUCUGGAGAUAUCGUGCAUGCAGAACCUGCAGAGGCACGACUCGAUCCCCGCGCCUGCAGGCGAAACGCCAGAUGUUAUGCGAGUGCUGAGCGCGGAGGGGAGCCGUGGUGCCGGUGGUGCGGGGAGGGGGUUCUAUAGCUUGAUAUGGCCCGUUUGAGGGGGUCGAGAUCGAGGAG
Pseudogymnoascus verrucosus is the source of this 648-nucleotide messenger RNA. RefSeq lists its product as uncharacterized. The transcript has a single exon. The coding region runs from base 267 to 629 and encodes 120 amino acids. NCBI's taxonomy places the organism in Eukaryota, Fungi, Ascomycota, Leotiomycetes, Thelebolales, Thelebolaceae. The record is from RefSeq and is a predicted model, not a curated record.